UCUGUCAUCAAAAAUGCAGAAGUCAUAAAUAAUUAUCAUUAUGAAUUUUACGUCAAAAUCACAUCAAAGUCAAAGUUCUCAAAAUUUCUCAAGCUAUGAAAACAUUUCUUAACAAUAUUUUUAUGCAAUUUUUAAGCAACAAUGCACACUAUUUGCCUACCGAGAUCGUGUUUGUCUAUCUGUAACCUGAUCAUCUGCAGUGGGGGCUUAUUCGUUGCCGUUGCUUGUGUGUGGUGCGCCUUCAACACAGACCUCGUCAAAACGGUCAACUAUGGAGUCCUCAAAACACCAGUCAACGUAUUCGCCGAUUUCAUCAACCUAAAGCUCGGGAGUUUUUCAAUAACUUACUUGAUUCUUCCAAUAUGUCUACUGGCUUCAUGUACUUCAUGCUGUGGACUUUUAGGCUCUUGCUGCAGACUUAAAUGCGCCAUAAAGUCCUAUAUGUGCCUCGUCACUUUACUAUUCGCUGUGACAUUCCACACUUUCUUCCUAACAGUGCUAUACAGCAUUUAUUAUGACGACAAAGAGUUUCAAGUCUCCCUCCAGAGUUCGUUCAAAACCCACUACGGGAAGCAAGAUGAUUUAGGGACGUAUUUCUGGAACCAUGUCAUGGUGGCUUACGAAUGUUGUGGAGUGGUGGACUAUGAGGAUUUUAUCAAAACUCCGUGGCAUAGAGACAAUGCCAACGCAUCUUUUCCACUACAAUGCUGCUUCCUUCAAAAUAAAUCGAGCUUACAACCAGUUUAUGUAGAAUGUCCGUACGGAGAACAUUCGAAGAUAUAUUCGCACAGAAACGGCUGUUUCCAGGUUUUACACGACCAUUUUGUAAGCAAAAGCGUUCUGAUAGCAUUCAUGGUGUUGCUAUACUUGCUGAUUUACUUCUGUAUAAUUAUUUUCUCCUAUACGUUGGUCAAAGGGCGUCCAUUGAUACGAAGGUCGUCGGCCAAUCGGAUCGCAAGGCUGAAGAAGGAAGCCUUAGAAAGGGUGGCCUCUAGCAUUUCCACUACCUCGUUACAAAACAUGCUGUUUGAAGACAGUGAACCUCCUCAGAAGAUGGUCAGACUGAUGUCCUCUAUGCAACCAAAUCUCCGGUACGAAUACCCGGCUAAUUUCAAUAUGCCACAAGAUGCAUUCAACCGCGCCAGCAUGUACAACUUUCAGAAUUUGUCUGGUGUGCCAGCAAACGCAAAUAGUGAGGCGCAGAAUUAGAGUGAUCGUUUCGUAUAUAUUUCAAUAAUAUUUUGAUAAAGAGGUUUUACUGAUAAGUUUUUGU
Molecule: messenger RNA, 1273 nt
Organism: Plutella xylostella (diamondback moth)
Lineage: Eukaryota; Metazoa; Arthropoda; Insecta; Lepidoptera; Plutellidae
Cellular component (GO): membrane
Source: RefSeq, a predicted model, not a curated record